This is a messenger RNA of Drosophila innubila, 1063 nucleotides long. Its product is annotated as thioredoxin domain-containing protein. The transcript has a single exon. NCBI's taxonomy places the organism in Eukaryota, Metazoa, Arthropoda, Insecta, Diptera, Drosophilidae. The coding region runs from base 63 to 974 and encodes 303 amino acids. The record is from RefSeq and is a predicted model, not a curated record.
AGCAUAUUUUAUUUACUUCGCAACGUCGGCAACAAGUGCAUUUUAUCUUUUAUUGGCUUAAAAUGUAUAUUUAUAAGAUUCUGUUAACCCUUUUAAUGGGGAUAAUUGCGGUCCGCAGCUCCAACGUGGAACGCGUGGACGAUUCGGACCUGAUACACAUGUUAACCGGCGAAGGUGACGUGGUUGCAUUGUUUACAAAACUAGGAAACUGUGCCGAGUGCGUGGAAUAUGAAGAGAUUCUUGCCAAUGUCCAGGAGGAGCUUAAACAGACGCUGGGUGUCUCCGUUGUGCAGGCAUACGAUAGCAAUUUAAUACAUAUUUACGAUCCGAGUCGAGAGCCAGCAUUGUUGUAUUUCCGACGCGGAAUUCCAAUACUCUAUCACGGAGAUCUCAAUGCGGAGGAAAUUCUUCACUUUUUUAGUGACAACCGAGAGCCGGCAGUGAAGGAGCUGUCCGAUGAUAACUUCGAGCAUUUGACACAGGCAUCCACGGGAGCCACAACCGGAGAUUGGUUCAUUUUCUUCAAUUCCGCCGAAUGUGUGCUCUGUCAGCGUCUUUUUGCCGUCUGGGAAUCCGUUGCCGGCAAACUGAAACGCAAAAUAAACGUGGCGAGAGUCAAUGCAUUAGCAGCCGGAGUCUCUACGGCAAAGCGUUUUCACGUACAGGAGACUCCUGCCUUUAUCUUACUGCGUCAAGGCAAACUAUAUCGUUACACCGUAAAGGAUUAUACUGUAACAUCAUUUAUAGACUUUGCCGAGGGCGGUUAUUCAAAGAAUACGCAUCCGGAAAUUGUGCCUCCACUCUCCGGUUUAAUGGAUGAAAUAUCUGUGAAACAGAUUUUGGAAUACAUCAAUAGCUAUGGCAUACUGCCCUUGGCAUUUGUCGGUACUUUUACAUUCAUUAUCCUGAUUUUAAUACUCAGAUCUAUUUUAAAGUCAUCCCAAAAGUCACCUAAAACAAAAAAAAAUAAGUAAUUAAAGUUUGACCUUGGCAAAUCUUAAAGAGGAACAAAAUUGUAACUGUGAAUGUCUUAUGUUUUUUAAUAAAAAUGUUUAUAAAACUA